This is a messenger RNA of Macadamia integrifolia, 3912 nucleotides long. RefSeq names its product conserved oligomeric Golgi complex subunit 1-like. The record is from RefSeq and is a predicted model, not a curated record. Gene Ontology annotation, cellular component: Golgi apparatus; COG complex. The coding region runs from base 246 to 3422 and encodes 1058 amino acids. Gene Ontology annotation, biological process: intra-Golgi vesicle-mediated transport. NCBI's taxonomy places the organism in Eukaryota, Viridiplantae, Streptophyta, Magnoliopsida, Proteales, Proteaceae. The transcript is spliced from 6 exons.
UCUUUGUCAUUUAUUCUCUGAGCUUCAGCGCUGCAAGAUCGCCCCGAGUUAAUGGAGACAGAGCGAGAGAAAUGAAGACCCAUAGGGCCAUAGCUCCACUGCUUUCCCCUUUCCUCUCCACGUUGAAUUCCUGGCUUUAGAAACUCGUUUGUGUCUUUAAUGGCGAUUCCAGUCAAAAGUAACAAGCAAAUCUCGUAACCUAUAUCAGAGAGAAACGGUACGGUACCAGAAUUUGUGAAUCCACCAUGAGGGUAUCUUCGAGGGCCAGCGAAGAUGCAGCAGUUUCCGGAUUCAGAGACGUUGAAGCUCUCUUCCGAACAAAGCCCAUCUCCGAAAUCCGCAAUGUGGAGAAGGAGGCAAAAAAAGAGAUCGAAGAGAAGAAAGAGGAGCUUCGACAACUCGUCGGCAAUAGAUACCGCGAUCUCAUAGAUUCUGCUGACUCCAUUGUCCAGAUGAAAUGCUCCUGCGAAUCUACCUCCGCCAACAUUACAAUAAUUGGUGAAGGAAUCCGCUCAUUCUCUGCUGCUGCCAUUGCUGGAACUCCCAAAUUUAAGCCUGAUCCUUCGAGGCUUCGGAUUUACGGGAUUGCUAGUCGUGUGAAGUACCUCAUUGAUACGCCGGAGAACAUCUGGGGUUGCCUUGACGAGUCGAUGUUUUUGGAGGCUGCAAAUAGGUAUCUCAGGGCCAGAGAGGUUCACGAACUGUUGGUGAGCAGCCGUGCCAACAAGGAUUUCCUGUCCAAUUUUCCUCUGCUUCAACACCAGUGGCAGAUUGUUGAGAGCUUCAAGGGUCAGAUUUCGCAAAGGAGUCGAGAAAGGUUGAUGGAUCGGGGGCUUGGCACUGCAUCAUAUGUGGACGCGUUGGCUGCCAUUGCCAUCAUUGAUGACCUGGAUCCCAGGCAUGUUUUGAGGUUGUUCUUGGAUUCAAGGAGGUCGUGGAUAUCUCAGAAACUAGGUACAUGCGGAUCUGGAGCUUGCGAUUCUGGUUCUGUUGUUUUGGUCUUUUGUGAUGUAUUGAGGAUAAUUCAGCUUAGUCUAGGACAAGUAGGAGAAUUGUUUCUACAGGUCUUGAAUGACAUGCCUUUCUUUUACAAAACUAUACUGAGUUCCCCUCCAAGUUCCCAACUGUUUGGGGGAAUCCCCAACCCUGAGGAUGAGGUUAAGUUGUGGAAACAAUUCAGGGAACGAUUAGAGUCUGUUAUGGUUAUGCUUGAUCGGGAAUUCAUUGCUGAAACUUGUUCGAAUUGGUUGAAGAAUUGUGCUGAAGAGAUUGUUAGUAAGAUAAACGGUAGGUAUUUGAUUGAUGUAAUUAAGUGCGGCAAAGAGCUUGCAUUGACUGAGAGGCUAAUCCGAGAGAAUUUGGAUGGCCGGGAAGCAUUGGAGGGGAGUUUAGAAUGGCUGAGGAGUGUUUUUGGUUCUGAGAUAGAGUUGCCUUGGUACAGGGUCCGAGAGCUUCUUUUGGAAAGUGAUGAGGACCUUUGGGAUGGGAUUUUUGAGGAUGCUUUUGUUAAGAGGAUGGAAAGGAUUGUUGACUUGGGCUUUGAGGGUUUGAGCAGAGUUGUCAAUGUGAGUGAUUCUAUAAGGGAGGUUGUGGCAAGUAGUGGAGACCAGAUUGAUUUCCAGGCAUACUUGACCAGACCUUCCACAGGUGAUGGGGUGUGGUUCUCAGAGCCUAAUGUUAAAAAGAUGGGCCUAGGAUCUGGAUUCAAGGUCACAAAGGAAGAGUAUAAUUUGCGGAGUUAUUUAAAUGCCUAUUUUGGACCUGAAGUUAGCCGUAUUAGAGAUACCAUUGACAAUGUAUGCCAGAGUGUUCUGGAAGACCUACUGUGCUUCUUAGAAUCUCCAAAGGCAUCUUCAAGAUUGAAGAAACUAGCACCAUAUCUACAAAAUAAGUGUUAUGAAAGUGUAUUAACCAUACUAAAGAGACUUGAAAAUGAGCUUGAAUACUUAUCUACUGCUCUGGACAAUGACAAAAAGGAGAAAGACAUUGAGCCUCCGGCCAUAGUUGUUGAGAGAUCUCUGUUCAUUGGUCGACUCUUAUUUGCGUUGCAAAAUCACUCAAGUCUGAUACCAUUAAUAUUGGGUUCUCCAAGGUUGUGGAUGAACGAUGCUACAGCUAUGGCAUUUGAAAAGUUACCAUCAAUGCUGAGGCGCACCAGUUUGCCCCUUGAUUCCCCCGGGCGUGAUAGCAGCAGGAGACAAAUUCUUGACAGCCAUGGUAGACAAACUUCAUCGGCUGCUUUGGCCUUGUUUGGGGUGAAUGAUAAAAAUAGUCCACGACUUGAAGAACUCAGCAGGGUUUCACGAGAUCUUUGCAUUAGAGCUCACUGCUUGUGGAUAUCUUGGUUAUCCAAUGAGCUAUCAGUUAUUCUGUCCAGGGAACUUAAAAGAGAUGAUGUAUUAUUGGCAACAACAUCCUUCAGAGGCUGGGAAGAAAUUGUGGUAAAGCAAGAGCAGGCUAGUGAGGGCCAGCCAGAGAUGAAACUUGCACUUCCUUCCAUGCCGUCUCUCUACAUUUCCUCUUUUCUUUUCCAAGCUUGCAAAGAAAUUCAUCGAGUUGGAGGUCAUGUUGUUGACAAAUUUAUACUUCAAAAAUUUUCUUUGAGACUUCUGGAAAAGGUGGUUGAUACGUAUAAGGACUUUCUUUCAACUUUAGAGUCUCACAAACCUCAGGUGUCAGAGAAAGGAGUUAUGCAGAUGUUGUUGGACUUGAAAUUCACUGCUGAUAUUUUAUCUGGGGGUGAUCUCAACAUGAAUGAAGAGUCAUCAAAAGCUUCAAAGUCGAAGGUUCCUUUCAGAGGGAAGGUGGAUGCAAACCAGCCUAACUCCAUUAUGAGAGAACAUGUAAUGGGCUUGAUUAAUCAUCUCUCUCAAAUGCUGGAUCCAAUAGACUGGCUUACGUAUGAGCCAUACCUUUGGGAAAAUGUGAAGCGAUCUUACUUGAGACAUGCUGUUCUUCUUGGGUUCUUUGUGCAACUUAAUCGGGUGUAUUCUGGUACACUGCAGAAGUCUUCCUCUACUGAAAACAUAAUGAGAUGUUCCACAGUUCCACGCUUCAAGUACCUUCCAAUCAGCGCACCAGCACUGUCGUCAAGAGGGACAUCGAAAUCAUCUCUUCCAAUGACCUCAGAUGAUAAUUCUUCCCGAAGCUCUUGGAAGACAAUUACGAAUGAUGAACUCUCUCCAAAGCUUUAUUUUGAUGAUAACUCGUUUGGGGUUGCAGCACCAUUUUUGAAAUCUUUCAUGCAGGUUGGUUCUAGAUUUGGGGAGAGCACUUUUAAACUGAGUUCCAUGCUCUCUGAUGGCCAAGUUGGAAGGCUGAAGGACAGAUCAGCCGCUGCUAUGUCAACAUUUGGAGAUAUUCUUCCUGUUCAAGCUGCUGGCCUUCUAUCUUCCUUUACUACUGGAAGAUCUGACCCUUGAUUGUUAACAUUCAUAUUCUCCUCUUUUUCAUUAGGGAUAUCUCUGUAAUUUUGUGAAGAUGAGACAUGAUGGUGCUCUUCAUUGCCAUUUUGAAAGAGAUCAGAGUAUGCAACUCUCGAUGGAUUUGAAGUUGAUUAGGAAAGGUGUCCCAUCACUUCCAUUUCCAGACCAGAUAGCGUUACAGUGCGGUGAUCGAAAAAGAAAAGGAUAUCAGGCAAGUGAAUGAAAUGUUCCCUUUGCUUCACUGCAUCGAAGAUCUAACAAGUUGGGGGGAGCAUGGAAAUAUGUUUGGAACUCAGUUCCGAGAAGGUAAGAAAAGCAAAUUAAUUGACAAACCGAAACUGAAGCUGAAGCUCUCAUGGACAGAUUGAUAUAUUUUAAAUUAGAUUAGAGCAUCAUUAUCAAAAAGUGGAGUACUAAAAAUAUAUGAAGUUUACUCCAUAACCCUGUAUGUAUCUUGUAUUUUUUCCUUUAAUUUUCAGUUCUUUCA